AUGCCUAGACCGACCCCUCCAAGCACAAACCAGCACCUACAAGCUGAGGAAGGGAAUUACAAGCAGAGGGAGACACCAACAAGCACAGGUCAGCACACACAAGCACUGGCCGGCACCUACAAAUACAGGCCGGCACCUACAAUCACAGGCCGGCACCUACAUGCACAAGCCGGCACCUACAAGCACAGGCCGGCACCUACAAUCACAGGGCGGCACCUACAAUCACAGGGCGGCACCUACAAGCACAGGGCGGCACCUACAAGCACAGGGCGGCACCUACAAGCACAGGGCGGCACCUACAAGCACAGGGCGGCACCUACAAGCACAGGGCGGCACCUACAAGCACAGGGCGGCACCUACAAGCACAGGGCGGCACCUACAAGCACAGGCCGGCACCUACAAGCACAGGCCGGCACCUACAAGCACAGGCCGGCAUCUACAAGCAUAGGUCGGCUCCUACAAGCGCAGGCCGGCACCUACAAGCAGAGGCAGGCCCCUACAAACACAGAUCGGCACCUACAAGCCCAGACCGGCACUAACAAACAUAGGCCGGCAUCUACAAGCAGAGGCCGGCAUCUACAAGUUCAGGCUGGCACCUACAAACACAGGCUGGCACCUACAAACACAGGCUGGCACCUACAAACACAGGCCGGCAUCUACAAGUUCAGGCUGGCACCUACAAACACAGGCUGGCACCUACAAACACAGGCUGGCACCUACAAACACAGGCUGGCACCUACAAACACAGGCUGGCACCUACAAACACAGGCCGGCACCUACAAACACAGGCUGGCACCUACAAACACAGGCUGGCACCUACAAACACAGGCUGGCACCUACAAACACAGGCUGGCACCUACAAACACAGGCUGGCACCUACAAACACAGGCUGGCACGUACAAACACAGGCUGGCACCUACAAACACAGACCGGCAUCUGCAAGCCAAGGCCAGCACCGACCAGCACAGCCUGGCACCAUCAAGCACAGCCCACCACUCACAAGCACACGUUAGCGCUUACAAGAUGAGACAAGAACUUAGAAGUCCAGGCCGGCUCCUACAAGUACAGGCCUCUUCCUAUAAGCACAGGCCAGCACAUUCAAGCACAGGCCUACCCCAACAAGCUGAGGAAGGAACCUUCAAGCACACGCCGGCACCUACAAGCACAAUCAGGCACCUACAAGCCAAGGCCGGCAACUACAAGCCCUGGCCGCCACCUUCAAACCCAGUUCAAUACCUACAAGCACAGGCUGACUCCCACAAUCCCAGACCGGCACCAGCAAGGUCAGGCCGGUACCUACAAGCUCAGGCCGGUACCUACAAGCACAGGCUAGCACUCACAAGCACAAAUGCACAAUACAAUAUGUUGAUUCAUUAG
Molecule: messenger RNA, 1377 nt
Organism: Procambarus clarkii (red swamp crayfish)
Lineage: Eukaryota; Metazoa; Arthropoda; Malacostraca; Decapoda; Cambaridae
Product: involucrin-like
Source: RefSeq, a predicted model, not a curated record